This is a messenger RNA of Xyrauchen texanus (razorback sucker), 2037 nucleotides long. Its product is annotated as C-C chemokine receptor type 9-like. Bases 485 to 1594 code for a protein of 369 amino acids. Gene Ontology annotation, molecular function: chemokine receptor activity. Gene Ontology annotation, biological process: G protein-coupled receptor signaling pathway; chemotaxis; immune response. NCBI's taxonomy places the organism in Eukaryota, Metazoa, Chordata, Actinopteri, Cypriniformes, Catostomidae. Gene Ontology annotation, cellular component: membrane. The record is from RefSeq and is a predicted model, not a curated record. The transcript has 4 exons.
GUUAUCACUUAUUCUCACAGUUCAUGAUGAUGCAUAUACUUUAAUCCACUUAUUAAAAGUUAAGGAGAUUCACUGUUUAAAGUACAAGAGAUGCAGAUCAGCCUCAUUUGGGUGCUAAAGUUGACUUUGCCUCUAAAGCCAGACACAUUAUUGCAGUGUGUCAACCUUUUUCCCAGUAGUGUUGGCAAGCUUAGUUUGAGUGCAAUCAGGUGCAAUGCUGCUCUUUAUUUAAAUGUCAUGCUUUAAAUGCUUUUUGCUAUCCGACACUACAGCUCAACGUGAUGGAAAUGUUUAAGAAAUCAGGUGAAUGAAGCACCCAGCCAAAAGGUUUCAUCUUUUGAGUCAUAAGGGUAUACCAUAACAACCCACACCUCUGUUUUCAGUGCCCCAUCAAACAGCUUCAUUCAAACAUCAAAACUCUGAGGAUGGAUUACAUCACUUCAGAGGGAUUCAGAGCAGUGUUUGUGCAUGAAAAAGACAGAACAUGCAAAUAUUAACUUCAACUCUUGACUAUGAAACUGAUGAAGUCUAUAAUUUCACAGAUGAAUUGAUAUCUGAUACAACUGACUACGAGUCUGAGCUGAGUGGAUUAUGUAACAAAGAACAUGUGCGGCAGUUCAGUAAAUCCUUUGAGCCACCGCUUUAUUGGAUCAUAUUCGUCGUAGGGGCUUUGGGCAACAUGCUUGUCGUUUGCAUCUUCACAACGGUGCGAAAUCGCCUCAAGACCAUGACUGAUGUCUACCUGCUGAACCUGGCAGUGGCUGACCUUCUCUUCCUUUGCACGUUGCCCUUCUGGGCAACAAAUGCCGCCCAGGGUUGGGUGUUCAGCCAGAUCAUUUGCCAAGGAGUUUCUUCGGUCUACAAGAUCAACUUCUUUGCCAGCAUGCUCUUACUCACUUGCAUUAGUGUGGACCGCUACAUCGCCAUUGUCCACGUAACCGAAGCUCACAACUACAAAAAGAAACGCAUGUUAUUUAGUAAAAUAACUUGCGUCUUUGUGUGGGUUGCCUCUUGCCUCGUAGCCCUACCGGACUUCAUCUUCGCCAAAGUAAAAACUUAUGAGCACCAGCCAAAUUCUUGUGUCCUGGUGUACUCAACCUUAGACAAUAACCAUACCAAAGUCUUGGUGUUAGCUUUACAGAUCUGUGUUGGCUUCCUACUUCCCUUGCUGGUUAUUGUAAUAUGCUACUCAGUCAUUAUUCGUAAACUCAUGCAGGCUCGAAGCUUUGAAAAACACAAAGCCCUGAAGGUCAUAUUUGCAGUUGUGGCAGCUUUUAUUCUCUCCCAGUUGCCAUUCAAUGGGUAUCUGAUCAUAGAGGCUACCCAAGCUAACAAUGCCACAAUAACAGACUGCACUGUCAUGCAAAGUUUAGAAAUGUCUGGCCAAAUCGUGAAGUGUCUGGCCUACACACACUGUUGCCUGAAUCCCAUCCUGUAUGUCUUUAUUGGGGUUCGCUUCAGGAAGGAUCUCUUAAGCCUGAUUCACCGUCUGUCUUGCGGGCUGGGAUUGGUCAACAACAGCAAAUUGCAACCAGUUCCUAAAAGGCCUUCUGUUAUGUCUGACACAGACACCACCCCAGGGUUUUCCUUAUAGACCAACUCACCAUUGUUACAGUACUGACAAUUUUUUCAAAAUCUGCAUUUACUGUACAUCAACAAAGUAUGUUUUUAGCAUGUUAUCAGAGGGAUGAUUUUCUGCUUGUCCUUGUAAACAGCCCUUAUGACCACAAACAUUAUUGGGCAAGGCCUGAGUAAUAUGCUUCAUCGUAAUAUAACUCCCACAAUUUAUGCCUAUAUUCUCUGACAGUACAUGAUGGAAGAUUGUGGAUAUUUUGUAUAUAGUCUGUACCUGAGCAUAUAGUCAAUCUUGAUUGGAUUUUGGGAAGGAUGAUUAGAGGGGUACAAUGUAUUUUGUAGCUGCAUUACUAUGUUUUCCAUACUUUUUCCAUAAGUCUAUAUUGUAAGUAAAUUGUAAAUAGAUGAGAAAAAGUAGUACUUGUUUGAACUGAGUGUUAUGCAUAUACAUUUAAAAAUAAA